AUGGUUAAAACUCAGCAGCUCUGCACCCCGCCGGCUGAGCGCUGCGCUCGGAACGAAGGGCUGCGCGACCUCCCGCCGCCAGGGGGCGCAAUAGCGGCGUGCUCCGCCAAGACGGCGGGCCGCUCUUGCACGGAGGGCUACACGACCUCCUGCCGCCAGGGGGCAUGGCGGCCUCCAUGUCGGCUGGGGCCGCGGACCGGCGGCGGAGGGCCCUGGCUGUGGCGGCGGCUCUGGCGGCGCUGGGCUGGCUGCAGGCGGCGGGCGACGCCGGGUGAGUGGCUCCCGUGGGGCCCGGUCUCCCUCGGUCGGGGUUUCGGCGGUAGAAGGGGGAAGCGAGGCCUCGUUCCGGCGGUGACAGCGCUCCGUGACCGCGCGCUGCUGUCUUACAGGGCCGCCUCCGGCCUGCGGCUGCUGCAGCCCUACCCGCCCGGGCAGCACGGACCGCGGCACGGCCACCGCCACGUCAGGGCCUGCCAGCCCGUCCGGCACGGUAACGUGACGCACGAGGCCUGGCCCGGCGACAACAGCACGGCGCUGCCCGCGGCCACUACCCGGACCUUCGUUUCCUACAUCCCCUCGGCCAAGGAGCAGCGCCGGGCCGUUUACGGCCACUUCACCUUCGUGAGGAACCCGCUGAGGACGUUGUCGGUGCUGGAGCCCGGCGGUGCCGGGGGCUGCGGGGAGCAGCGCAGGGUCACCGUGGAGGAGACGGCACGGCUGGGCCGGUGCCUGGUGGCUCAGAACGGCGGUUACUUCGACAUGAGCAGCGGGAAGUGCCUGGGGAACGUGGUGAGCGACGGCAGGCUGGUGCAAAACGCCCACGGCCUGCAGAACGCCCAGUUCGGCAUCCGCAGGGAUGGCAGCAUGGUGUUCGGUUACCUGUCUGAGGAGGAUGUCUUGGAUCAAGCAAACCCUUUUGUGCAGCUCGUGAGCGGGGUGGUUUGGCUCCUGAGAGACGGAGAAGUGUACAUCAAUCAGAGUCAAAUUGCUGAGUGUGAUGAAACUCAAACCACAGGAACCUUUGAGAAGUUCAUCAAUGUGAUAUCAGCCAGGACUGCAGUUGGACAUGACAGUCAGGGGCAGCUGGUCUUGGUUCAUGUGGAUGGACAGACCGAAUCUAGAGGGAUCAACCUCUGGGAAAUGGCUGAGUUUCUGAAACAGCAGGGAAUCAUCAAUGCAAUCAACCUGGAUGGUGGAGGGUCGGCAACGCUGGUCCUGAACGGGACCCUCGCAAGUUACCCUUCAGAGCACUGCUCCUUUGACAACAUGUGGCGAUGCCCUCGGAGCAUCUCAACCAUUGUGUGUGUCCACGAGCCUGCCUGUGAGCCUGCAGACUGCAGCGGCCACGGGGACUGCGUGCAGGGCCAGUGCCACUGUGCUGGGGACUUCUGGAGAGGCCCAGCCUGUGACACGUUGGACUGUGGCCCUUCCAACUGCAGCCUGCAUGGUACCUGCACCGCCUCUGGAUGCCUGUGUGAGGCUGGCUGGGUUGGCAGCAACUGCAGUGAAGCUUGUGUGAGCGGUUUCUACGGGAAUGCUUGCAGCCAGAAAUGCCAGUGCCAGAAUGGUGGUACGUGUGACCCUGUGAAUGGAGCCUGCUCCUGCCCGGCCGGGUACUAUGGCACAAGCUGUGAGCAUGCAUGUCCCAUGGGCAGGUAUGGGCCCAACUGCCAGCAGCUCUGUGCAUGUGAACACUCGUGUCCCUGCAACCCACAGACAGGCAGCUGUAACAUCACCUAUGAACUGGCAAUACAGGACCAGCUCAACAAAGCUUGGAGGUGUUUGGCUUCCCCAGAUAAGGAAAAGAGCAAUGAAAAAUUUUCUCUGUCAGAAAGAACCUGGAUCUCCGUGACCUUUGUCUUGGCUCUGCUUCUCGCAAUUAGUGCCAUGGGAAAUGUGGGCCUUUUUCUCAAGGCCAGGUCAGAGAGGCAACACGGAGGUGGUGAUUAUCGCUAUCACCCCCUGAGGGAGAUGAAUGGAGAAGCCAGCCAUACCUUCACGUCUGCUGCCUGUGAAGCAGAAGAAGCUCAGGACCAAAGUCAGACACUCCUUUAGAGUCCCAGCUGGGAAAAGAGAAGAGGUAUUUCACUCUGCACUGUACUGCCAUUCAGCACUGACUGUUACAGAGAAUUUUUAGAUCUAGAGUAUAAAACUGCUGACAAACCCAAGAGCAGCAGCAAGAGAUUUUAGUUCAAGAAUUCCCUCGCUUCUUGCCCAGCCCUGCUGAGGACACGGCUGGCUUCCCUCACCUCCCCACCUGCUCUGACUGGAGCAGAUGAGAGCUGCCAUGAGAGGAUGCAAGCCGUGGGGCCAGCUUCCACACACGUAGGAGGGAGUUCCACAGCUGCAGCAGAAUUGGAGCCAUGGGUACUUCAGAAAGGUCCUUUGUCACACACGCAGUGGUACAGUCGCUAAAUAUGUGGAAGAGGUAAGAUAAACUGCACGUUGCCUCUUGCGUAAAGAUAGGCAUAAGGAAGCUGCCUUAAGGAUGAUCUGAUCUAUGGUUAUCUGCACUUCCUUUGUAAGAUUUUAAGAUGCUAAAACAGCUGCAACGCAAUGAAGCCACAACAUUCUUCCUCCAUGCCACAGCAGUAGGCUCAGAGGCUGACACAGAGGGUUGUGGCUUUCUUGUGCCUUCUUCCUCCUGCCCCCCUCCAAACUUUAUGGUGAUUGCAGUCAACGUUCUCAGUCCCAGGACUGGUCUAACAGGUGCUUCAUAAGCACUAUCUUUUUAGUCAAUUCUAACAGCACAGCAACAGGAAAAGUCUGACUGGUGCACACACCUCAGCUUUGUCUUCUCUCCUACCUCCCAGGAGCAGCUCAGCCAGAGGUACUGCAGCACUGAGCCAGCUGGGGAAUGAAUGGAGGAGGCAGCAGGACCUGACUGAGCCCCAGAUUGGGCUCACCACACCGCAGCCUGCUCAGUCUUCCCAGCACCAGGCUGCCCUCCCUCAGCUGCACAGGGUCCCUGCAGCCCUUUCUGCUUCCUGCUGCUGGAACUGCCUUUCCAUUAUGGGGGUGGCAGCCAUGAGGGAGCUGGGGCUGUGCUCACUAUUUCAGGCAGCCCAACAUCCUGAACAUCUCAGCUGGAAACUGGAUGUUUUACUGGAACACAUACUUGCACAGUGUAUAUAAAAAAAAAAAGUUUCUGAUUUUGCUUCCCUGUGAGGAGAAACUAGCCUUUAAUAUGCUACUUUAAUGCUGCACUUUUUUUUUUUUUUUUUUUUUUUUUUUUAAGCCUGAAAGACUGAGCCUGAACGUUUUUAUGCACUCUAUUUUUAAUCUCUUCAUGCAAAGGAAAUGUAAACUUUUGUGCCACUGUUGGCAUCAAAUCAACUUGUAAACUGAAGAUUCUAUUUUUCUAUUGCUUACAGUGGCAAUUUGAAACUUGAAUAAACUCAAUUAGUAAUAACUGCCUGAAAGCGGACUGGUUAAUGCUCAGCUGCAAGAGGAGGAACCAUUCUUCCCCAGUUGCUCUCAGUGGGUCAUUUAGACCUACUGAGCCCUUCCCAUGUUAAAGAACAGUCUCAGUUGCAGGGCUGCCCGUACCAAACUACAUCAUGGUGUAGAAAAAAACAGCAAGUGCUGGUCCUACAGGAAAAGAUAAAGACUUUUCAGUUAUUUAAAUGGUAAAAGCAACUGGAUACAAGCAAAGCAAUGUCAGUUACUGCGGAUACCCAAACAGAGCAGCACAUGUGCUGAAAUAUUCAGGAUUUGUCACAGAUGGGAAGAAUUGAGUUUCAUCAACGAUCAGACGUACUUCAGAGAGGUUUCUUUUUUUAUUCCCGACAUACAGAAAUGUACAGCUUUUACAAAUACUGUAUUUUUUUCUUUAAUUUUACAAAUACUGUAACUACAUUUUUAGCAUCAGAUUUGUUGUCAAGUAACACGGUAUGGAGCAGCAGGCCUUUUGCUGCUGUGCUCUUCAAGAAUAGCUCCUUGGUUCUUUUAUUUUCCUCCCUUUUUUUUUUUUGGCUGAGAGAAAUCAGGACCCCAAAGUAUAAAACCAGACAGCUGCGAGGGACAGAAAGUAACACUACUUUCUAAAAAUUAAUCAUAAUAAUGCCCAUUUAAUUUAUAUGUAGCUGAUAGCUUGGAAGUGGACAUUGAUGUCAUUAAAAGCCAACGCGUGUCACACAGUGCCAAUUUAGCCUUCCAGAAGAGAAAUAAUUACGCAUAAGAAUCACCAUUGCAAACAAGCUGGAGACAUGUUAAAGCCAAUAGCAUGCAGGAAUCUGACAGACACAUGUCAGUGUGAGGCCUUGGGAUCGAACAGCUCAGCUUCUUGCUUGAUUUGACUCCCAGUGGGAGCACUUCAGGUAAUACAGAAGUGCUGGCACUGCUGCCCAGAGCUGAUAGAACAAAGAGCUGACCAAAGAAUAGAAAACUCAACAGUAUUUCAGCUAUUUAGUUAAAUCAAGGGUUGUAAAUUUGUCUUAAAGCUGUGAUAUUUUGCACCCCUGCCUCUGAUUACUGAAAAAACAAACUGGCCAACCUUACAAUGAAGUGAACGUGGCUGUGCUUGAAAUUCUGCAGUCAUCUGUGGCCUCAUGUACUGAUGGGGCAAUCAGGGUUACUCUCCCCCACAACGGAAGGGUGCACAGAGCCCAGGAGCAACACAGACCUGCACUGAGUGCCCAAGAGAGCAUUGUGUGCCAGCAUUCAGCUUCACCCUUGGCAUGUGGAAAGUGGUACAAAGCCCAGAGUGCUGCUUCUGCAUCUCCCUGGACUAAAGUCUCCUUUAGGCCUUUCAUAAGGCCAACUUAUUCUGUCUACAGCUAUUUAAAAAAGCCCUUUUCUAACCCGAAACGUUUCACCCAAGUGCCUCAGUCACUGUAUUGCUGCUCUGUAUGAUGUGACAUCCACCCUCUUUGGUGCACUGUAUCCAUGCUCGGUCCCACUGAGACAGAAGCAGGGAGCAGCAGGACGAGGUGGACCUGCAAGGAUUGCUAAGAACAAAGUUGCACGUAUGGCCAGAGUUGUAAACAACAGCACAAUGCUGUGUGCCAAAUCACCCACGGUACCAUUUCCCUUCAAACACAUUAAACGUGGCAACAGCUCUUUGAGGUAGGCAUUAUGUUUUGCACGUGGAAUAUUUGAAACAGGAGAAAGCCCUCAUUAACUGAGGAGUUAAUUAGACACCCAGCUGGUUGCCUGAAUGCAGCCCAAGCCCACUGUACUGAAAAACAGCUGCGAGGCCCUGCUGCAUCACCAGCUCCCUCCCUGGGUUCUGGCUUGUAGGAUCUGCAAGGAGCCACUGGGAACAGAAUCCAGCACUCUGUCUCAACUGAGCUGCAAUCUCAGCUCAGGAAGCAGCAAUGCAGGAACAGCCCUCCACCUCUGCCCAGCUCAUCAGGGACCUCCCCUGGCUGGAGCCAAGCACCCGAAGCUUUUACAGGUGGGAGGAGAGCAGCACGUGCCCCAUUUUAAAAAUAAAUGAAUCCAGCAUAACGGAGAAGAUUCUCAACCAGAGCAAGUUAAUGAAAUCUAGAAAUCACAGAAUGGCCCGGGUUGGAAGGGACCUCAAGGAUCAUGAAUCUCCAACUGCCCUGCCACAGCCAGGGAAAACAGGGAUGUUCCUACUGUGGGAUGAGACCAACCAGCCAUAAAGAGCUGAAAUCCUGAAACAUCACAGAGAGGGAAGGGCUGGGUUUGCUCACCAUGCUUUAGGAAUCAGUUUGAAUUUGUGUUACUAGCAUCUGAACUAAUGGCAGGGUUUCACAUUCAGGAUACACACGUGCACGUUUAAUUCCAGGACUCCUGAUUCUCCAGAGCAAAGGCAGUGCUUUUCCCUCUGUGUCAGAUGCUGAAAUCCCAGACACAGAAGCUGAAUUCAUUUGGGAGAAAUGGUAAAAGUUGUGCAGAGCAGCUGGGGAACUCCUGGACAUCAGAACUGUCCCAGGAGCUGCAGAACUGGGUUACCUGAUCCACGCUCACACAGUGAUGUAAGCUGGGGGAGUCAUUUCCUUGGCUCUGUUCCUUAAAAAAAAAAAAAAGGAUACUAAAA
Phasianus colchicus (ring-necked pheasant) is the source of this 6007-nucleotide messenger RNA. The record is from RefSeq and is a predicted model, not a curated record. Lineage: Eukaryota; Metazoa; Chordata; Aves; Galliformes; Phasianidae.